Molecule: messenger RNA, 1792 nt
Organism: Lolium rigidum
Lineage: Eukaryota; Viridiplantae; Streptophyta; Magnoliopsida; Poales; Poaceae
Exons: 6
Coding region: 84-581 (165 amino acids)
Source: RefSeq, a predicted model, not a curated record
CCUCCCACCCCUGCUCCACCGACCGCCUCCCCGCCUCCCCGCCUUCUCCACUCACCUAGCUGCGGAUCUACCGACCAGAGGCCAUGGCGGACCUAUACAGCGACGGAAGGGCGGCGGUCGAGGCAGGAAGCGGCGUUGGAGAUGGAGGAUCGCCUCCACAUCUUCACUUCGUCGGGAUUUUCUGGUCGGCUGGAGGCCUCGGCUUGCAGGACAACAACGACCUGCCAUCGGUUCGGUUGAGAUUCGCCUCAGAUCCGUCGUCGUUCGUGUCGGCCGCUUCCUCGAAGUCGGCGGCGGCCACCCGCGUUGCUCCAUGGAGGCGCUCUAUCGUGGGUUCGGUUGAGGUCGUUACCUUUCUGGAAUUUCCGCGCGGGUUGCGGCUGCUGCUCAGUUAUCUUCCUGUGAUAGUUUUGAACACUGACAGCAAUCAUAAGUUGGUAGAUCAAGAAGUGCAUGGCCAUGCUGCAGUGUAUACAGCUCAAUCCCGAGGAGAAAGAGCUGCAUCAAAGCGCAACGCCAGCCCAUGGAAGACAGAGUGGCAGCAAUGCAGAGAUCCAUCUUUUGUCAGGCCAAAUACAUAGAAAUACUGACAGUAGGUUGAACCUGCAGUAACUGUUCCUCAAGAUGCCACCAUCGGUCGUGAAACCUGCUGGAGCUCACACUAUAUCGACUAUACAAUGCCCUCCUCAAUAUUCAUGUGAUCUGAUACAUGUGAUCAUCAUCUCGUGUAGCAACAACAAAGGUCUAUGUAAUUCAUCUAUGCAUCUCCUCAGUAUUUCUUGCAUGGUUCUACCUACAUGACCACUAAAAGCUCAUUCUGUAUUUUGGUUACUGUAAUUAGCUAACUUCUUAGAUAUUUAAUUUAAAUUUCUUAUCAUCCAUAUAGUGUAUACUAAUUAAUGUUUGUCUUUCAUGUUGGAUACUCAGAAUGGCAUGGGAAGCAUCAAUGUUCCCUCAUGGAAGCCAUACGCAUGCUGCAGCCAUGUUUUUUGUAUUCUACCUUGCACUUAUGGUGAAAUUUGGUAAGCUUAUGCGGUUGUUUGUUGAUCUGGUUCAGAUGGAUUAUCAUGUGAUUUUUAUUUUUUCUUCACUCACCACCACGGAUUAUAUAAAAGGUUCUAUGCCAUGGAAUCAAAAUUUCACUUAAUGAUGCUGGGCAUUAGAACAGUACAUUACAUUCAUUUCUUCUUAUAGUGCUAGCAAUCUGCAUUGCAAAUUAAGAGUUUCAGAUAAUACUAUGAUGGAUGAGAAGCAGGACAAAUUAAUCCCCUUACAAGGUUAAAUAUGUGCUUCCUUCCAAAGUUCCUCUUUGAAAAUGAUUAAUCUUAAUCAUCUUAUUUAUUUUUAUUUUGGUCAUUUGUUUUGUUCUCAGAUUUAUAAAUGUUUUCCCCAUCUUUGUAGUUAAGCUCAAGCUUGAUUGUUUUAUUACCAUGCCAAUCCAUUCCUGUGUUUUUUUGGGUGUUCACUCACACGCCCACAGUGGUUUUUUUAUCCAUUAGUUUGAUGUUGUUAAGCUCAAGUGCUUAGUGUUUGCUUUGCAGCUAGCACUAGGAGAGAUGAAUGGUGGCAAGGGAUAGCAGCAGUAGGUCAGCUUGGUCUAGGAUUAAUAGUGUCGGCGGAGAUGUUUUUUGGCUCAAGAAGUCGAUGAAUGUUCCGGCUGGGUUAUCCGAGCCUCUACAUAAGUGCUCCUCAGGAAGCUCGAGCGCAUCCAGUAGCGGCGUGGUCGUCAUACUGGGCUGCUGCGAGUACCACUGCGGCAUGCCAUACCCUGGAAGCAACGACAACCAGCAUU